Phaeoacremonium minimum UCRPA7 is the source of this 951-nucleotide messenger RNA. RefSeq lists its product as hypothetical. Bases 1 to 951 code for a protein of 316 amino acids. Lineage: Eukaryota; Fungi; Ascomycota; Sordariomycetes; Togniniales; Togniniaceae. The transcript has 2 exons. The record is from RefSeq and is a predicted model, not a curated record.
AUGUUGCCUUUUGGGGAUUUUUUGGGGGAUUUGCGCAAGCACUUGAUAUCUGCCUCCGCGCAUAUCAUUCAUUAUGGUUGUGGUGGAGGAAUUUGCGACUCAGAGUUGGUGAAGCGACUGCGUGCUGACAUGCGACUUUCAGAGGUCGACAGAGCCAUUGAUAAUCUCGUUAAGAGCGGGAAGAUGUUUGGAGGCCCCGGCCGACCUGUUCUCGCUGAAUUGUCUUCCUACGGCAACAAGCCCGAUCGUACCCUCAGCCCAAGCGGUAUGUCCGAGGAUGAUCGCCGUGAACUCAUUGCGCGUCAGCGCGAGGCCCUCUAUCGCGAGGGAGCCGCCAGCUACGUUGAUGAAACUGGUACUCCACGCUCGGGUCCGCCAGCGCCUCCAAACGGGCCAGCUAGCAUGCGCGGACAGUCUCCAUUGACCUAUGAAUACGGUCGCACUCCACCGAUCCACCCCGAUGCUGGAUCACAACCUCCUGUUGAAGGUGCGCAGGGAUCGCAGUCCGCAGGACCAAACCAACGGUCGCGUGCAAACAGCAAUGCCAGCCCUCAAUCCAACAAUGCUGGAAACAAGGGCGUGUUUGAAGGCACAAGCCGUACCAGCAACUCUUCUCCUGGCGGAUCCCCGAGCAAUGUGAAGCCGCAGGGCGGCAAUGCCGUAGCGCCAAUUGGUACACGGCCGUCCGGCACUGUGCCUGGAGCGUCAAACCAAGCCGCACAGAAUCCGGCUCUAAACAAGCGCUCGACGACGCCGCUGCCUUCUCCUCUCAGCCAAGGCUACAGUGCUCCAGGAAGCGGUGACAACAACACGCCUACAAGCACGGGUGCUCCGUCCAACCCAACAUCAGCAGCCGGCGAGGGACCAGUUGGUCUGUCUGGUUGGGGUGGCCGCCCUGGUGUCUGGGGCAACAAGUCUGGCCUAGGAGUUCAGGCUAGCGUCUGGGGCUAA